GAUUGGAUGUGGUGAAAGGGUUAAGUAUGGAACAAGAAGCUACUCCUGACCAUUCGAGAGAAGAAAUUGAUCGAAAUUUAAGAGCAUUACAAUCGAAACUUGGAGCACCGAUAGCUGAUACUGAUAUAUCUCUUUAUAAUGCCUUUAAAUUCCAUUGA
Molecule: messenger RNA, 158 nt
Organism: Ambispora gerdemannii
Lineage: Eukaryota; Fungi; Glomeromycota; Glomeromycetes; Archaeosporales; Ambisporaceae
Source: the annotation of a GenBank genome assembly